Molecule: messenger RNA, 414 nt
Organism: Vavraia culicis subsp. floridensis
Lineage: Eukaryota; Fungi; Microsporidia; Pleistophoridae
Exons: 1
Coding region: 1-414 (137 amino acids)
Source: RefSeq, a predicted model, not a curated record
AUGUCAAAUUUCACAAACAACCCGCUCAAAAACGAACAAGAACUGCACACACCGCUCACAACGGAGUGCACAGGAAAUGGAGUGGCAGAUAUGCCGGGCGAUAACGUUCCCUGCGAUCCCUCCAACCAUCAACAAGAAGAUCUGCCGCUUUAUCCGUUAGUACUCAUUUCAGUAGCUAUGAUCUUAUUGGCCAUCAGUGCUCGUUGCAGUUGGUGGUUCCUUCUAAAUCUUGGCACUCAGAAGCGUUUGCACGAUCAAGCAUGUGUGAACGCGUCAGAAGACUUCGAUGCAAACGAAGCGUGCGAAAACGGCCCAAAACAUGAGGAAACCAAAGAUGAAGAAACGAUGUCCGAUCAAGGCUUAGCGGAUCAAACGCCGAUCAACAAAGACAAUGACCACAAAGAUAGCAUCUAA